AUGGGCGCUAUGGUACUUGUGCGUUUAGGUCUUCUGCUGUGUUUGUCGGGCCAGAUUCACGCAAUCAAGCGAGCUACUACCAAAGCUUUCACGCAUCCUGGCGGAAUGCAUCCUCAGCAGCAAAUUGAUUUUGUAAGAACGAAAGUUGCUCAAAGAGAGCAGCCGUAUUAUGAUGCAUAUACUCAAUUGAUCAAGAGUGCGGAUGCAGCCUUUAAUCAUAGUACACACGAGUUAGCUGACUUUUCUGUGCCUGGUUAUUAUGUCAACGCAACUAUGCAUCAAAAAAAUUCUGCCGGACUGCAAUCGGAUUCCUUUGAUGCUUAUGCCUGUGCGUUGGCUUAUCAUCUGAGCGGUUUUCAGGCCAAGUAUGCUGAUCAAUCAUUGAGAUUUUUGAGAGCAUGGGCUCAUGUAAAUAAUAAAUAUUCGGACUAUGAUGGCACUCUUGUUAUGGCUUAUUCUGGGCCGGGUAUGGUCAUCGCUGGUGAAUUGCUUUACCAUUAUCAUGGAUGGAAUCCUGUCGAUCAACAAAAAUACUUACAAUGGGUAAAAAAUGUUUAUUUGAAAGCAUCGAAUGAAAUUCGAACUCGUACAAAUAACUGGGCAGACUGGGGUCGAUUCGGUUCGAUUCUAUCAGGUUACUUGUUGGAAAAUUCGACGGAAAUUGCUGAAAAUAUUCGUUUGAUCAAAAAGGAUCUCUUUCACAAGAUUGCUCAAGAUGGCCACAUGCCUGAAGAAACGAAACGUGAAGCAAAUGGAAUUUGGUAUACAUACUUUUCUCUAGCGCCUAUUACAGCAGCAUGUUGGGUUGCUUAUCGAGCAACGAAUGAAAAUCUUUUCACAAAUUUUACACAAGGUACCGCAUCGAUUAAAUUAGCACUUGAUUACCUUCAUUAUUACAAUAUGAAUUCUAAUUUUUGGCCGUGGUAUCCAAAUCCAAAUAAAGGAUCGCCAUCGUCUUGGCCAGGCAAUCUGUUAGAAGCUAUGGCGCCUAUCUAUGGAUCGGAUAGUUUUGUCGACUAUGUCAAAGCUGCACGACCAUUAAUUUACCGAAACCAUCACUUUGCUUGGACAUUUCCUACGUUGAUGAGAACUCAAUUGGGUGAUUAUCCGAAAAAAUAA
This is a messenger RNA of Adineta ricciae, 1119 nucleotides long. Lineage: Eukaryota; Metazoa; Rotifera; Eurotatoria; Adinetida; Adinetidae. The record is from the annotation of a GenBank genome assembly.